Neolamprologus brichardi is the source of this 594-nucleotide messenger RNA. RefSeq lists its product as uncharacterized. Lineage: Eukaryota; Metazoa; Chordata; Actinopteri; Cichliformes; Cichlidae. The record is from RefSeq and is a predicted model, not a curated record.
GCAUACACAGACACAGUCCAGACAGCAGCAGUCAUGGCGGAGUUCCUCGGCAAAGCUCUGGGUAACGAUGGGAUUGCUCGUGCUGCGGGACAGCAGGCCGGUAAGGUGGUGGAGGGUGCCGUGAAGAAGGCCAUGGGUGGAAACAAACAGCAGCAGGGUGAGCAGAAGAAGGAAGGAGGAGGAGGAGGAGGAGGAGGAGGAGGCGGAGGCGGAGGCGGAGGCUUCGGCGUGGGAGACAUCGUCAAACUGGCCGGUGGAAACAAGAAUGAGGAUCAAGGAGGAGGAGGCUUCGGCGUGGGAGACAUCGUCAAACUGGCCGGUGGAAACAAGAAUGAGGAUCAAGGAGGAGGUGUGGGGAACGCUCUCGGGGGGUUCUUUAAGUAGGAAGCCAGAGGUCCAGAUUCUCCUGCAGCCGCCUGAGAGGAAAGUGUCCAACCGAACUGCUUCUCUGAAAAUGUAUAUAUUCAUAUAUGUUUGUUUAAAGGAAAUCCUGAAUGAGAGAUCCUUUAUUGGGAAUACUUUAAAAUACGUGCUUCUGAAAUGUACACAAGGUAAAAAAUUAUGUGAAAAUUAAAUAAACUUGUUCAAAUAACA